This is a messenger RNA of Pecten maximus, 1840 nucleotides long. RefSeq names its product cobalamin binding intrinsic factor-like. The transcript is spliced from 9 exons. The record is from RefSeq and is a predicted model, not a curated record. NCBI's taxonomy places the organism in Eukaryota, Metazoa, Mollusca, Bivalvia, Pectinida, Pectinidae. The coding region runs from base 175 to 1380 and encodes 401 amino acids. Gene Ontology annotation, biological process: cobalamin transport. Gene Ontology annotation, molecular function: cobalamin binding.
ACAACACAAACAAGUCAUAUACAAAUGAUAUAUGAAAUGAAUACUUUUACUGCGUAUUGCACAGUAACAGGUGAUAUGAAGAUAAAGGACACAGCCGCCUGACAGGUAUACGCGUACACGGAUCGUAGUUUUGUGGUAUAGCUUACGUUAACUUUCAGACGUACAACAGGAACAAUGAGUGCAGCCAGCACAGCAAUAUUUGCUAUCUACGCCAUUUACAAUGGUGUUAUCAAAGAUUCCAUCAAGGUGUCAUUGACGACGACCCCAAAAUGGAGCCGAUCACGCCUGGACACUGGGGAAGCCGUGAUGGGUUUGUCAUUAGCAGACCCAUACUUGAAUAAAGGGAAUUUUAGCGGACUUUACAAGGCCAAGCUUGCAAAUAUGAAUAUAGACAUUCUUGCGGCAUUGGGGAAGGAUCCUGAACUUACCAGCGACAUUUGGGCACGUGGUAAACUAGCUCAAUAUAUCAGCGGUAUCAUGGCAGCUCGGCAAGAGCAGACCCCAACUUCCUUCUAUGGUUACAACCUGGUGAACAUCCUGAAGAAACAGCUAGCUAAGUCUAUAGAAUACUUCCGUACCAAUAGAUUUGCACUGUCAUUGAUGGCCAUAGCUCUUUGUCAACAAAAUGAGACUUUUGGUACACAAUACGAGGAGAUUUUGACAGCAAAUCCGGGCUCUUAUAUAUAUGGAAUAGAUGAAGCUUCAAUGAUCACUAUGGCGUGUGUGUGCCUCAACACCACAAAUUGCUCCAUAGCUGCGGAGAUCUCCGCCAAGACCGUAUCGCGAAGACUUACAGAAGACAAUUUGAAUGUAUAUUCCGUUGGGCUUGCAGCACAGGCAUUAAUUGCUACCGAAAAUGUCACUUACAAGACGCAAAUUGAAAACGCUGUGAAAGACAUUCGGAACAAGACGAACAUUCCAGCGACCAUGAAUUCUGGCCUUGGAGUUUCCCAGAUCCUGCCGCCCAUUGCAAAUAAGUCUUUUCUGGACAUCGUCCACCUUCCGCCUCUCUCAGAUACUACGACACCCUCAGACACAGGAACCACAAGUCUUGGGAUAUUUAUCACCGUAGAGGACCUCAUUAUGACCAAUACCACUACACAGUAUAGCGCAAACGUGAGUGUGACGACUAACCCAACACUUCUACAAGCUAUGAUAGCUCUUCAGGAGCACCCAGCCUCCAACUUUAGCUUCGAGACCAUCCAAACAAGUCUUGGGCCGUUAGUUAUCACUGUCAAUGAUAUAACAAGAAAUGAAACCAACAUGUUCUGGCAGAUCCUGUUAGCUCCCGACAAGCCUCUCAAACAAGGUGUCGCAGCAACCUUUCCCGACGACGGAGAUCACUACAUAUUUAAUCUCACCUUCUUUAGGCGUCCAUAGACUGCAUGUCAAAUCGUAUCAACGCAGUUGUACCAAUCUAUGUAAGAACAAAGUUCUUUGCGCAAAUCCUAUUUUGGUCAGGGACAUAUGACUUGUCAGGAAAUGGUGAAAUCAAAAGAAAACAAAAUGGCUGUAGAAAAAAGAACAAAAAGAUAGCAAUUUUAUCAAUUCCGAAUGUGGCGUUAACUGCGCAAUUGUAUGCACUAAUAUUGACUAGUUUUAACAAUAGUUUACUAGUUUACGGUCAUUCCUCUGUAGCCCUUAAGUACAGCGCUCGGUAGGCUUGGUGAAAAUACAACAGACUCGGCUUUUAAAUUUCAUUUCUUGCUUUAAGUCCUAUCAUAGAAUAGAAUCAUUGUAUAUGUACACUAUUUUUUUUAUCUUUUUUUUUUAAACCUUAACCUUCCUGCUUGUGUCAAUUAUAUGUUAAUAAACAACAAAUUAAAAUUUGUAAAUCCUG